UUGCUUUCUUUCCCCCCCCCCCUCUUUCUUUCCUUGCUUUUUAGUUUUUAACCAUAUUUCCCACCUUUAUUUAUCUUUAUAUUUUCCUCUUCUCCUACUCCCACUAUUAAAAACUAAAAUAGUAUAAAUUAAUUAGUUAUAUUCCAUAUUAAUAAUCUUAUUAUUACUACUUCAUAUUAUAUUAAUUGAGAAAACACAAAAAUUGUUAAAACAUAUUAAUUUAGAAGAGGAAGAUGAACCAAGAGAUGAAUGGGUUUGAAGGAGCAGUGAAAGAGAUGAGAAUAGAUUAUGUGUAUAAAGUGGUAGUGAUUGGUGAUUCUGCUGUUGGAAAAUCUCAAUUGUUGUCAAGAUUUGCUAAGAAUGAAUUUUCUUUUGAUUCAAAGUCUACUAUUGGAGUUGAGUUUCAAACUAGAACUGUCUCCAUUAAAUCUAAAGUCAUCAAGGCUCAGAUCUGGGAUACUGCUGGCCAAGAAAGGUACAGAGCAGUAACAAGUGCGUACUACAGAGGAGCUCUAGGUGCAAUAGUAGUAUACGAUAUAACCAAAAGACAAACAUUUGAUCACGUAGCACGAUGGAUAGAUGAGCUCCGGGCCCACGCGGACAGCUCCAUCGUGAUCAUGUUGAUCGGAAACAAGGCCGAUCUAGCCGACAAGCGGGCAGUCCCCACCGAAGAUGCGGUGGAGUUUUCCCAAGAUCAGGGUCUAUUCUUCUCAGAGGCCUCGGCACUAAAUGGUGACAAUGUAGAGACUGCAUUCUUUAGGGUACUUGAACAAAUUUAUAGUAAUGUAACCUCUAAGAAAACCUUAGAUUGUGAUUCUCCUAAGUUGAAUGGUAAUGGUUCUGUUUCAUUCCAAGGCUCAAAAAUCGAUGUAAUCUCUGGGGCCGACCUCGAGAUCAGUGAGAUGAAGAAUAUGUCUUCAUGCUCGUGUUGAAUCCUAGUUCGUUUGGUUAAUUUGGACAAAUUUUUAUAGUGGCUAUGGUGAUCAAAGGAAGGUGUGAAUUGUGAAUGAUGAUUGAUCAAGAUUGUUAACUAAUUGAAUAUUGUGGUAAAAUGUUUACAUUUUGGGAGCAUGAGUAUUGCUUCACUAUGAAGUCCAUUUGAUCACUUGUGUAUUAUUUUGUUGUUAGAGUCUAUAACAUUUUAUAAGGUUUCAAUCAUCAAUUGAAGCUUUUGAUUAAUUUGCUUCUUUGAUAUGGUAUCAGAAGUCAGUGUGAUGAGAGAUUACUGGUUCAAUUCUCAACCAUUCCUCGUUUAAGUGAAAUAUUAAGCGUUAGUUAUGGGAAGGGCAUGUGUUAUCUA
Molecule: messenger RNA, 1300 nt
Organism: Amaranthus tricolor (Joseph's coat)
Lineage: Eukaryota; Viridiplantae; Streptophyta; Magnoliopsida; Caryophyllales; Amaranthaceae
Product: ras-related protein RABA3
Exons: 2
Coding region: 234-932 (232 amino acids)
Cellular component (GO): endosome
Molecular function (GO): GTP binding; GTPase activity
Source: RefSeq, a predicted model, not a curated record